Molecule: messenger RNA, 3591 nt
Organism: Scomber japonicus (chub mackerel)
Lineage: Eukaryota; Metazoa; Chordata; Actinopteri; Scombriformes; Scombridae
Gene: ephb2b
Product: eph receptor B2b
Exons: 16
Coding region: 82-3051 (989 amino acids)
Biological process (GO): axon guidance; cell surface receptor protein tyrosine kinase signaling pathway; central nervous system projection neuron axonogenesis
Cellular component (GO): neuron projection; plasma membrane
Molecular function (GO): ATP binding; transmembrane-ephrin receptor activity; protein binding
Source: RefSeq, a predicted model, not a curated record
CUGUCCCCUCGCUGCCUUUCGCUGUCAAUGGCUUUCGGGGCGCAUUUUAUUUGAAUGUCUGGGCCCUUUAAGUGACCAAUAAUGGAUAUUCUAUGGAUAUUAUGGAGCAUACCGGCCGUAAUAGCUGUUGAAGAGACGCUCAUGGACUCCACCACGGCCACGGCGGAGCUGGGCUGGACAGUCUACCCCGUAUCAGGGACCAGUGACAACAGCUGGGAGGAGGUGAGCGGUUAUGAUGAAAACAUGAAUACCAUCCGGACUUACCAGGUCUGCAAUGUUUUCGACAACAAUCAGAACAACUGGGUACGGACAAAGUACAUCCGGCGUCGCGGUGCGCAGAGGAUCCAUGUUGAGAUGAAGUUCUCAGUGAGGGACUGCAGCAGUAUCCCCAAUGUGCCAGGCUCCUGUAAAGAGACAUUUAACCUCUAUUACUACGAGUCAGAUUCUGACACAGCCACCAGAACCUCACCGGCUUGGAUGGAGAACCCCUGGAUCAAGGUCGACACCAUUGCAGCUGACGAGAGCUUCUCCCAGGUGGACCUAGGGGGCAGAGUAAUGAAGAUCAACACUGAGGUUCGGAGCUUUGGGCCUGUUUCACGAAACGGCUUUUACCUAGCCUUCCAGGACUAUGGUGGCUGCAUGUCGCUCAUCGCCGUUCGUGUCUUCUACCGGAAGUGUGCUCGUAUCAUCACGAACGGGGCGUUGUUCCAGGAGACACUCUCAGGGGCAGAGAGCACCUCACUGGUGGCUGCGAGGGGUGUUUGCAUCCCUAAUGCAGAGGAGGUAGACGUACCCAUUAAGCUGUACUGUAAUGGGGAUGGAGAAUGGAUGGUACCCAUUGGACGCUGCAUGUGCAAGGCAGGGAACGAGGCUGUGGAAAAUGGGACUGUAUGUCGAGCUUGCCCUUCAAGCUUCUUCAAGCCGACUCAAGGAGAUGAAGCUUGUUUGCAGUGUCCCAUCAACAGCCGCACCACCAGCGAAGGCGCCAUUAACUGCGUUUGCCGCAACGGAUACUAUCGCACCGACUCAGAUCCCUUCCAAAUGCCGUGCACAACUGUCCCUUCAGCUCCGCAAACUGUGAUCUCCAGUGUGAAUGAAACCUCUGUGAUGCUGGAGUGGAUGCCUCCUCGGGAUUCGGGGGGCAGGGAGGACGUGGUCUUCAACAUCAUAUGCAAGAGCUGCGGCGGAGGUCGGGGAGGCUGCACCCGCUGUGGGGACAACGUUCAGUUUUUGCCCCGUCAGCUGGGUCUGACAGAAUCCCGGGUCUACAUUAGUGACCUGUUGGCCCACACACAGUACACGUUUGAGGUGCAGGCUGUCAACGGGGUGUCAGAUCAGAGCCCGUACUCCCCUCAGUACGCCUCAGUCAACAUUACCACUAACCAGGCUGCUCCAUCCACAGUAUCAAUAAUGCACCAAGUCAGUCGUACAGUGGACAGCAUCACUCUUUCCUGGUCCCAGCCUGACCAGCCCAAUGGAGUCAUCCUAGACUAUGAGCUGCAGUAUUAUGAAAAGGACCAAUCAGAAUAUAACUCUACCACUGUCAGGAGCCAGACCAACACAGUGGUCAUCCGUGGCCUCAAGCCAGGAAGCAUCUACGUGUUCCAGGUCCGAGCCCGCACCGUGGCUGGGUUUGGACGCUACAGUGGCAAACUGUACUUCCAGACCAUGACUGAGGAGGAGUACAACACCAGCAUUCAGGAGAAGCUACCUCUCAUCAUUGGCUCUGCAGCUGCCGGCCUGGUCUUCCUCAUUGCUGUGGUUGUCAUCAUCAUCGUUUGUAACCGGAGGCGUGGCUUCGACAGGGCUGAUUCAGAAUACACAGACAAACUGCAGCACUACACCAGCGGCCACAUGACUCCAGGAAUGAAGAUUUAUAUUGAUCCGUUCACAUAUGAGGACCCCAACGAGGCUGUCAGGGAGUUUGCCAAGGAGAUUGAUAUAUCCUGUGUGAAGAUUGAACAGGUCAUUGGUGCAGGAGAGUUCGGGGAAGUAUGCAGUGGCAACCUAAAGCUCCCGGGUAAAAGGGAGAUGUUUGUGGCGAUAAAAACUCUGAAGUCGGGCUACACGGAAAAGCAAAGGCGGGACUUCCUCAGUGAGGCCAGUAUCAUGGGCCAGUUUGACCAUCCUAACGUCAUUCACCUGGAGGGCGUGGUCACUAAGAGCAGUCCUGUCAUGAUCAUCACUGAGUUUAUGGAGAAUGGAUCUCUGGACUCCUUCCUCAGACAAAAUGACGGGCAGUUCACUGUGAUCCAGCUUGUUGGUAUGCUACGAGGCAUUGCUUCAGGCAUGAAGUACCUCGCCGACAUGAACUACGUGCACCGUGACCUUGCUGCCCGCAACAUCCUGGUCAACAGCAACCUUGUGUGCAAGGUGUCAGACUUCGGCCUCUCGCGCUUCCUGGAGGAUGACACAUCAGACCCCACUUACACUAGUGCCCUGGGAGGGAAGAUCCCUAUCCGAUGGACUGCCCCCGAAGCUAUCCAGUACAGGAAGUUCACCUCUGCCAGUGAUGUGUGGAGCUACGGGAUCGUCAUGUGGGAAGUCAUGUCUUACGGAGAGAGGCCUUACUGGGACAUGACUAAUCAAGAUGUCAUCAAUGCCAUAGAGCAGGACUACCGACUGCCCCCACCCAUGGACUGUCCCAGUGCGCUGCACCAGCUAAUGUUGGACUGUUGGCAGAAGGAACGCAACAACCGGCCCAAGUUCAGCCAGAUCGUGAACAACCUCGACAAGAUGAUCCGCAAUCCCAACACGCUAAAGGCCAUGACCCCAUUAUCUUCAGGUGUUCAUCUCCCUCUCCUGGACCGCAGUAUCCCAGACUUCUCCAGCUUCAGCACUGUGGACGAGUGGCUGGAUGCCAUCAAGAUGGGCCAGUACAAAGACAACUUUGCCAACGCCGACUUCUCCACUUUUGAUGUGGUGUCCCAGAUGACCAUGGAAGACAUCUUGAGGGUUGGUGUGACGUUAGCAGGCCAUCAAAAGAAGAUCCUCAACAGCGUCCAGAUGAUGCGGGCACAGAUGAACCAGAUCCAGUCAGUGGAGGUUUGACCCUCCCGAGCGGAGCAGAGGGAAAAAAGACGGUCAGGAUGCAGGGCUCUGGGUGCGGAGGAUGGAGUGGAUGUUUUUUCGCGUGACAGUGUGUCUGGUCUUCCCACCAGACUACCAUUCAUCCCCCGUUCCCCUCUCCACUUCCCUCUCUCUUCCUCUUGUCCCCUCACCCUAACGCUCCCUCCAUCCUUGGGAUCAGCUGUGGAGAGUUCUGGAAACAAAGUCCAUGUAAUGAGGCAUCAGGCAGCCCACAGCCAACCCACUUUUGGAGCCAGAAACAUGGGAGGUUAGACGUGACCAGCAACACAUUUUUCAAUCUUCCACCAAUUUUCAUUUGAUGCUGAACAUUUAUUUUUUGGUUUGUUUGUUCUGAUAAUUUUGUAAAGAAUUUUUUAAAGAAAAAAAAAAAGAAAAACUGAGAAAAGGCAAGGAGUUUAUCUAAAUUUAUAGAUGAUAUAAGGUUGUACACUAGAAGAACUGAGUAGGAAAGCUACCCUUUAAAAGGGCAAAAAAAAAAAGGAAAAAAAAAUAAAGAAAACA